This is a messenger RNA of Arvicola amphibius (Eurasian water vole), 1124 nucleotides long. It is a transcript of the gene Nat9, whose product is annotated as N-acetyltransferase 9 (putative). Gene Ontology annotation, molecular function: N-acetyltransferase activity. Gene Ontology annotation, biological process: protein acetylation. Bases 216 to 938 code for a protein of 240 amino acids. Lineage: Eukaryota; Metazoa; Chordata; Mammalia; Rodentia; Cricetidae. The record is from RefSeq and is a predicted model, not a curated record. The transcript has 7 exons.
CGCCUGUUGUUGGGGACGCCUUCCUCGGCGGGGGAUGGGUGUGAGCUUGGCAAUUUGCAGACUACGGCGGUUAGAGGGUCAAUGAACCACUGUCGUGGCGCGCAAAGCGCUGAGGCUUGAGAACUUCGAGUGGGGUGUGGGGAACCAGAAAGGGGGGAAGGCCAGAGCCGGGUGGCGUGGACGCUGGAAGGAAGGUUGGAAAACAGGCAGCUACAAUGAGGCUGAAUCAGAACACCGUGCUGCUGGGCAAGAAGGUGGUCCUGGUACCCUACACCUCCGAACAUGUGCCUAGGUACCACGAGUGGAUGAAGUCGGAGGAGCUGCGGCACCUGACAGCCUCGGAACCGCUGACCCUAGAGCAGGAGUACGCCAUGCAGGGCAGCUGGUGUGAAGAUGAAGACAAGUGCACCUUCAUUGUGCUGGAUGCAGCAAAGUGGCAGGCCCAGCCUCGCCCCCCUGAAGAGAGCUGCAUGGUGGGAGAUGUGAACCUCUUCCUCACAGACCUAGAAGACCCCACCUUGGGGGAGAUCGAGGUCAUGAUUGCAGAGCCCAGCUGCAGAGGCCAGGGCCUUGGCACCGAGGCGUCUCUCCUGAUGAUGUCCUAUGGCGUGACGAAGCUAGGUCUCACCAAGUUUGAGGCCAAAAUUGGGCAAGGAAAUGAGCCUAGCAUCCGGAUGUUCCAGAAGCUUCAUUUUAAGCAGGUGGCUGUGAGCAGUGUCUUCCAGGAGGUGACCCUCAGACUGGCAGUGAGCGAGGCAGAGCGGCAGUGGCUUCUGGAGCAGACCAGCCACAUGGAGGAGAAGCCCUACAGAGUUGGGUUGGCAGAGCCCGCAACCGCCACCCCAUGUGAGCAGAACUGGAACUGUCCACUCCCAAGGCCAGACAGCUGCAUGGGAGAUAAAUGCCCAGGGUCUCCAGUCUGCUCCAGGCCGUCCUGAGCCUGCCGUGGCCACCUCUGGCUGGAAGUGGCCAAGAAGACUCCUUCCUACUCCCAACCACAAGCUGACUCUGGUUGCACUGAACAGAUGGCUGGCAUCCAUUGAGGCUGGGGUGGGAGCUGAAGGCUGGAAAGCCAGCCUUUCCCUGGGGCCCUUGCUGAGUAAAACAUGCGUUUAGGCAGCUUC